AUGGAGAAACGUUCAGAUUCAGAGAGUGUAGAGAUUUUGGGUGAUUGGGAUUCACCUCCUCCGGAAGAAAGAAUCGUAAUGGUUUCUGUUCCCACUUCACCAGAAUCUGAUUACGCGAGAUCGAAUCAACCGAAAGAGAUCGAAUCUAGGGUUUCAGACAAGGAAACAGCGUCGGCAUCCGGAGAAGUGGCUGCGAGGAGGGUGUUGCCGCCGUGGAUGGAUCCGUCGUAUGAAUGGGGUGGUGGCAAAUGGAAAGUGUUUGAAGUGGCACCAUCGUUGCACGUGGUAGAGCUUAGGAAAACCGGCGAUGAUACCCUCGAGUUUCACAAGUUCUACAAAAACAUCUGGAUUGGAGGAUGUAGUCUGGAAUACUGA
This is a messenger RNA of Arabidopsis thaliana (thale cress), 375 nucleotides long. Its product is annotated as CBL-interacting Serine/Threonine-kinase. Lineage: Eukaryota; Viridiplantae; Streptophyta; Magnoliopsida; Brassicales; Brassicaceae. The record is from RefSeq and is marked reviewed. Bases 1 to 375 code for a protein of 124 amino acids. The transcript has 3 exons.